AUGCUUUCAACACUCAGCAAGACUGCGCGAAUCUCUCAAACGAGGUUCCUUCGACUCUCGCAUUCGGCUGCUGCCAAAGAUGCUAAGCCGAAAAAGGCACCGGUUGCCGCAGUGGAUAGCCCAUCGUUCGUCAUGAACCUCUUCAGAGGAAAAGCUGUCACUGAUCAGGUGUUCCCGUAUCCAUUAAACAUGACCGAAGAACAAAAGGAGACACUCGGAAUGGUUAUGUCACCACUUGAAAAGAUGCUCAUCGAAGUCAAUGAUGUUGUAAAAAAUGACGAAACUUCCGAUAUUCCACGAGCAGUUCUCGAUCAAUUCGCCGAACUCGGAACUUUUGGAGUUCUCGUUCCACCAGAGCUCGAAGGAUCCGGUUUCAAUAACUCUCAAAUGGCUAGAGUCGCCGAAAUCGUUGGAGCUUACGAUUUGGGAUUCGGAGUUGUAAUGGGUGCUCAUCAGUCCAUUGGAUACAAAGGAAUUCUUCUGGAGGGUACUGACGCCCAGAAACAAAAAUAUCUCCCGGAUUUGGCCACUGGGCGAAAGUUCGCCGCGUUUGCUCUCACCGAGCCAACCACUGGAUCCGAUGCUAGCUCUGUGAGAACCAGAGCCGAACUUUCCGCCGAUGGAAAGCAUUACGUUUUGAAUGGUGGAAAGAUCUGGAUCUCAAACGGAGGAUUCGCUGACGUUUUCACUGUUUUCGCUCAGACUCCAGUUAAGCUUGCCGAUGGAUCCACAAAGGAUAAAAUGUCGGCUUUCAUCGUAGAAAGAGCCUUCGGAGGAGUUACUAGCGGACCACAGGAGAAAAAAAUGGGAAUCAAGGGAUCAAACACAACGGAAGUUCACUUUGAUAACGUCAAAAUUCCAGUUGAGAACCUUCUUGGAAAAGAAGGAGAAGGAUUCAAAGUUGCCAUGAACAUCUUGAAUAACGGAAGAUUCGGAAUUCCAGCUGCGUGCACUGGAGCAAUGAAGCAUUGUAUUCAAAAGACUGUUGAUCACAUCACCACUCGUGUUCAAUUUGGAAAGAAACUUCAAGAGUUUGGAAACGUCCAAGAGAAACUUGUUGAAAUGAUUUCAAAACUUUAUGCUACUGAGUCAAUUGUCUACAUGCUCUCGUCUAACAUGGAUAGAGGAAUUAAAGAGUAUCAAUUGGAAGCUGCUAUCGGAAAAGUUCUUGCUUCGGAAAACGCCUGGCAUGUAUGUGAUGACGCUAUUCAAGUUCACGGAGGAAUGGGAUUCAUGCGAGAGACCGGACUUGAGCGUGUUCUCCGUGAUCUCCGUAUCUUCAGAAUUUUCGAAGGAGCCAACGACGUUCUUCGUCUCUUCAUUGCCCUCACCGGAGCCCAACAUGCUGGAAAGCACCUCGCCGAACAAGCAUCUGGAGUUGGAGGCCUCAUUGGAUUGGCUGUUUCGAGAGUCACCGGCGGAAAUACUGGAUCGAACUUCGGACAAGUCGUCGAUUCCAGUCUUCAAGAUUCUGCCAAGGCUUUGGAUCAGCAAAUCGCCUUGUUCGGUCAAACUGUACAAGGAUUGCUGAUGAAGCACAAAAAGGGAAUCAUUGAUCGCCAAUACGAAAUGCACCGCGUCGCCAACGCUGCCAUUGACAUCUACAGUUCUGCAGCUGUUCUCUCCCGUGCCACAUAUGCCAUCAAGCAUAAGGCUUCGAGUGCCGAUUUUGAGCGGAAGGUUGCCAUCUACUAUGUCGAAAAGGCUAUGAGAUCUUCGAACAGAUACCUGAAGGAUGCUGCAAACGGUACCGAGAACAAAGAGAAAGUUGCAACGAUCGAAUCAUUGGCAAAGGAAGUGUGCGGAAACGGAGGACUCACCCUCCAGCAUCCGGUUGAACUGUAA
Messenger RNA from Caenorhabditis remanei, 1845 nucleotides. RefSeq lists its product as uncharacterized. The coding region runs from base 1 to 1845 and encodes 614 amino acids. Gene Ontology annotation, molecular function: fatty-acyl-CoA binding; flavin adenine dinucleotide binding; very-long-chain fatty acyl-CoA dehydrogenase activity. The transcript is spliced from 7 exons. NCBI's taxonomy places the organism in Eukaryota, Metazoa, Nematoda, Chromadorea, Rhabditida, Rhabditidae. The record is from RefSeq and is a predicted model, not a curated record.